UCAUAGGUUUGAGCGUUGGUUUCAAUUCAGACUUGUAUAUAUAUGUACGUAUAUAUAUUUAUACGCCUACAUAAACUUAAAUGUUGACAUCAAAUUGUUGAAACAAACAGAAAAGUAACUAAAUAUUCAUAUUUAUUUCAAGAUUGCUUCUUCUAUGAAUCAGUAUAAAUCAAACAUUGGAUUUAUUAUUGUGCAUUUUAUGUAUUUUCAGAACAAAUGGAUAUGUGCCGUAUGUAAUGAUAUGAGCUUUGAAAAACGUUGGCUGGUAGAAAGGCAUGUAUUAGAGAGGCAUAGCGAUUAUGGUUGGAAAUGCCCAGAAUGCAAGAAGAUCUUCCAGAGGAGAAGUUCUUCACAUGGAUGUAAGAUCUCGGAUAAGGAAAUGUUAUGUUUUAAUAACAAAACCGGGUCUAGAGGAAAAGAAGCAGAAGAAGAGAUGGAAUUAUAUAAAGUUGAAGAGUUAAUCAAGAAAAUAAAACUGGUAGAUACAGAUGGGAAAGAAAUUCCAAUAUUAAAUUAUAGAAGGAGAAAUAGUAUUGAGGGAUCAGUCAGGAGCAUGAGAACCAACAGAUCAGAGAAAACGUACAACCGAGUGGAAACAAAGAAAGACGAGACAGAAGGAAGAAAAAGAGACAGAACUGCUGUUAAUGAUAAUGAAAAUGAGAUACAGGGGCAAAGUCAGGCUAAAAUACCACUGCUACUUGAUACCAAAGAACGAAAAUUGGCUAAAAUAAGAUCGGUAUUGCAAGAUUUAUCCAGUGAAAUAGGGGACAAUAUCACAAUCUGCUUGGAUUCUGAGGAUGAGGGUAAACGUAGUAGAGCUGAGAAAAAAAUUGUUAAUUUGGAUCUAGACAUUCAUGUAUCAGAUACUGAAAGAUCCAGUCUGGAUAAGGAGAGAAAAGAAAAGACCUCAUCAAGACAGAGAUCCUCUUCUUCAUCUUCAUCAGGCUCAUCCAGUUCCUCUUCCUCAUCCUCCUCGUCAGAUAAGUCGGACAGAAACAAAUCCGGGGAAGUUGAUAAGAAAGAGGUAGACAACAUAGAGAUUGGUAGAGAAAGGACAGUGGAACAAAUUAGUGUGAUAGAAGAAGCUCCCAAAUUAGAUAGAACUGUAGUUAUGAGUACCUCCGCGGCGCAAGUAGAAACAUUUUUGCAAACGUUACAAGACACACAAGAAAAUAUCAUUACUUUAAAUAUUGGUGGGUUGAGAUUUGAAACCAGCAAAACUACACUAAGAGCUGACCCGUCAUGUGUUUUUGCUUUAAUGCUUCAACCUUUAAGUCCGUUUAGGCCAUCCAAGAACGUGUAUUUCUUUGAUCGAGAUCCAGCCCACUUCAAAAUCAUUUUGAAUUACCUUCGCAACAACUGUAAUGUAGAGAAACGUUACCUUCCAAGGGAGUCAAACUAUUUACAUGAACUGAUGCUAGAGGCUAAAUACUAUCAGCUGUCGGGACUUAUUGUGGCUGUUGAAGAGAGACUUAAUGACAUGUGUGUGUGCAAGAUGAAUGGAUAUUGAUGUAUUGAAGGAGGACUGUUAAUUUAUUAAUUGUUUAUUGUUGAUUAUUGUAGUGAUUUGUGUCUUUGGAAGAUACAAUAAUAAAAAAAAAAAAAAUCAAAGUACUAAAGUCCUGUUUGUGUAGGAUGAUAUACCGGAAAAAUAAGUAUUGGUGAAAAUUUAGUUGUAUGUUCUUCAAAACGAAUAAAUUGGUUGUGGUCAAAUUAAGCCUUACAGACGAAUUUAUUUGGGGACCAAAUCCUUAAAGGUGGGGGCAAUGUAAUGCCGGCCUUCCCCCCUUUUUAUAGUAAACCUUUGUCUUGAUAGUUUCUUGAAAUUAUGGAGAAUAAGGGGUAGAUGUUAAUGAGAGGUUCAAUGUUGGAACUAAUAUAAGAACUACAAUUGGUUAUUUUGGCUGUUGUUUCAAGGUGUGAUUACUAAAACACAGUAGAUUUGUGUAUGUCAAGAAGUUUUGUUUCACGUACGGCCUCCAUAUUUUCUCUGUAUCCUUACGGCAAAAGCUCGUCAUACUUGUUUAUGACAUAAUAAACAGAAUAUCCACGUUAGUUCGCUAGAUUGGUAUCGGCUAUAAAAUAUAAUUAAAACUGCAUGAAAGACUCGUGGAGAGAUUGGUGUGUUAAAAUAAAGAUUGACAAUUGUUCCGUGAGAUUUAAUUCUCAUUUGCGCACUUAAAAUAUUAGCACCAAAAGGAAAUAUUUGCAUUUGUUAGUUACCUGGUUUGAAAAUAAACCCAGACUAAUGUCUUCUAAUGAUCUACUAAUAAAUUUAAAGUUGAAAACCAUCUUUAUUGAUGAAGAUUACUCCAUGUUUACAAAUAAUAUCAACAUUGCGGGAACUUCCCUUGUAUGAUCCAUGGUUGCCGAUUGGUAAACAAUAUGUAACAAGCUCUGCCAUUGGUCAGUCGGAAGUAUAAAAGAAAAAGCAACACCAGAACCGAGAGAUUGUUGGGUUGGAAAAGUUAGAGAGCGGCAAAUUCAAAUAGAGAUGUCUGAUAAUUAUAAUCAAGUGUUGAAAGUUAGUAAAUACGGUAUAUAAUAAUAUUUAAUUUUGUUUUUAUUUAAGGUGGUCGGUGCCGGUGCUAAAUCAGGUUGCCGGUGACGGUGCUAAGGUUGUCGGUGACGGUGCUAAGGUUGUCGGUGACGGUGCUAAGGUUGUGGGUGACGGUGCUAAAUAAUUAAGGUUGUCGGUGACGGUGGUCGGUGCUAAGGUUGCCGGUGACGGUGCUAAGGUUGUGGGUGACGGGAGUAAAAUUGUUGCUUUCUGUAUUUAAUAUUUGUUUUAGAUGUUUUAUGAUGAUAAGUCGAUGUUGAAUACUGUGAAAUUGUGAUAAUAUCCUUAAAUUGGGAUUAUUGAAAGAGUCCAAAUAAGGGACCACUGGGUUACUUAACUGUUGAAUUAUAUAUUAUUAGCUGAUUAUUAUCAAAAGUUUGUUUGUAUACUGUAAGACCAACCAUUACCGGGGACCCGAACAGACCAGUGACAGAGCCUGCAAGACCCAUUCUCUCCGUCGUGGAUUAUUUUCGAUAUUAAUAAAAUAUGAAACUUUAUUUUAUUCAGAUAUUUUAUUUAACAACUGAGUAUAUAUAUAUAUAACCACAAGUAUACGAUUUCCCUUUCUGUAACGUGUUUUGGUUCGGCGGUAAACAGUGGACGUCGAACCUUACACUUUAUAGAUCCUUUUACUCUCUUUUUCUUUGUGACCCUGUGUUCUCUGGUGGCCGACUCUAGCACCAGGGAGGCAGCGUGGCACUAUUG
Messenger RNA from Mytilus californianus (California mussel), 3265 nucleotides. RefSeq names its product serrate RNA effector molecule homolog. NCBI's taxonomy places the organism in Eukaryota, Metazoa, Mollusca, Bivalvia, Mytilida, Mytilidae. Gene Ontology annotation, molecular function: protein binding. The coding region runs from base 155 to 1510 and encodes 451 amino acids. The transcript has 2 exons. Gene Ontology annotation, biological process: protein homooligomerization. The record is from RefSeq and is a predicted model, not a curated record.